CCACAGAGCUCGGUGCUGCCGCAGCUCCGGUAUCCAUCGCAGAUCUGAGGGCACGCAGCGAGGCCGUGGUGUGCGGCAUUUGCAUGGAGCGGGUCUACGAGAAGGCACUGCCGGAGGAGCGGCUCUUUGGGAUCCUCCCCAACUGCAGCCACACUUUCUGUCUGGGCUGCAUCCGCACGUGGAGACGCAGCCGGGACUUCCCAAACACGGUCAGCAAAGCCUGCCCAGAGUGCCGGCUCACCUCCACCUACUACAUCCCCCACAAGUUCUGGCUCUCAGAUGGAGACGAGAAGCAGCAGCUCAUCGAAAGCUUCAAGGCACGGACAGGGCAAAUCAGGUGCAAAUUCUUCACCCGGAACCACGGCCGCUGCCCUUUUGGCUCUGACUGCAUCUACCUGCACGAGCUGCCCGGUGGGCGAACAGCACUGCGGCACAGCCGGCAGCGCCUGAGGAUGCGUGCAGAGCGCAGCCCCUCUCCCUUGGAAAGUUCUGAUGAGGAAGAAGAUGAAUUCUACCUGCUUGAAUGGGCUGUCACCAGCGCUCUGCUGGAGCUGGAGUUGCUGUACACAAGUUAUAGCCAUGGGAUGCUCUUUGAGGACAUCAGUGAUUCAGACUGAACCCUGGGUACUCGCUGGGUGCUCUUGGCUUCAAGGAAGCAUCUUCUGGGAAUGGAAUAAUCCACUUUUAAUGCUUUGAGCUGCUCCUGGCUUUGGUGUGGGGGGAGGGAGGAUAGCUGUGGGGUGGGGAAUGGGACGGUCCGGCUGCUGCGAGCCUGGCUGGAGCCCGUGGAGCCGGGUGAUGAGGUGGGGAGUGUGGGGCAACGGGGUUCAGCCCCUCCUGUUGCACCUCUGGGAGACUGCAGGAGCCGGGAUGGGGAGGGAGGUUUUAAGGCACAGAGUGCUGAGAGGAACGGGGAGCCGGGCUGCCCUGGGGCGCGGUUUUAAACUGUUUUUAGCGAAAUCUAGGAACGACGAAAUAAAGCACAGCGCUGACGCUGCCUUCAGCCCUCCCGUCCGAGCGGCUCGGCGCGUUCGCCUUUAAGGGCUCCUUUGCACUCGGCACGUGGGAUCAUUUGCAUACAGCGCGCGCUUUUGGGUUUUUUUGCCGCGCCGGGUGCGGAAGUGGCGCGCGUGGCUCCGAGCGCCUCAUCGCCCCCAGCACGGGAGGGGAGCAGCGCUCUGCGCUCCGCCUGGAGCUGCGGCUGUCGCCGGAGAGCGGCGUGUGGAGGUGCCCCAUAGCGCUGCCCCAUAGCGCUGCCGUGAGCCUCGGCCGGGUAACGCGGCCUUCCUGGGGGUCCUCCCCAUAGCCCUGCCCCCCACACACCCACACCCAGAGCCGCGGGGCUCUGGGAGCAUCCAGCGGGUCACUGCAGGCGCUGCUCCGCUCCCUGUUUCCCUGCGGGCAGAUGGAGCUUCCCUGGCUGCAGCUGCUUGCCAAGCCCUGCCGCCUGCUGCUGCACGCUCUCUCCUCCGGCCCCGCUGGGACGCUGGCUGCUCUCCGUGCGCUGCAGCGGCUGCAGGCCCAGGAAGGACCGGGACACGCGUUCCCCUGGCGGAGCUUUGUGAGCGCGCUGUGUGCGGAGGAGCCCACGCUGGACGGGCCGGAUGGAGCCCUGGCUGUCAAACCACGGUUGCUGCUGCUCCCCAUCCUGUGCCAGAGGAACCUCUUCUCCCUGCUGCAUGCAGUAGCAGCGAUGGUGCCCACGGACUGCCUCCACCAGCUGCUGCAUGCUGCAGGGCAGGACCCCCAGCCGGACCCCUGGGUGCACGCACUGGGGGUGCUGCUGCUGCGGGGAGAGGAGCGUUCCUCCCCACCUCCCCCUGCCCUGACGGCUUCCUGCCAGCAGCAGCUCAAGUGUCUGUGCCAGAAAAUUGCCCAGAGCAAAGCGGAGGGGAGGAGGAAACUGAAGUGGUGCUUCCCCAAACAGGAUGGGGAUGCGGCUGGUUCUGUGCAUCCAGGGGGGAAGCGCAAGAAGGCGCUGGAGGAAAGCCUGGAGCUGAGUGAGGAGAGGGAGGAGAAGAGGCCACUGCUGGAGGAUGCGGUGUUUGAGCUGCCGGGAGGGCUGGAUGGCACAGCUGGGGUGGGAGAAGAGGUGCCUGGGGAGACACUGGGGAAUGGAUCCGCACAGAGCCCAGCUGGGGCUGCCUUGGAAAGCCCCCAGCAGGAUGCAGACGAGGAGCCCAGGAGGAUUUCGGGGCUGGAGGUUGCAGCAGAGGUCCAGUCCUUUAUCCAGAUGCAUGGACCAAGGCUGAAAAUGCUACUGCUGCAAGAAGCCAAUCGCACAGAGCUGAGCAUCCCACCUGAGCUGCACAUCCUCAACAGCUGCUCUCCGAGCCAGCUCGAGGGGCUGUGCUCCUUCCUCCAGCUCUCCACGUGCCCAGAGCAGCUCUUGGUGCAGUUCUGCAGCUGGUUGCUGGCUCUCACACCUGACCUCAGCUAUGCCAGUGCAGCUGUUCUGGUUGAGCAGCUCUUCCUCACACGAGUCCUGUCCCUCACACAGCUGCCCUCCCGCCACCUCAUGGCUGCUCUCACCUCGUUCUGCUCCAAGUAUUCAGAGCCCUUCUGUCAGGUCCUGGUGGCUCACAUCCUGCAGGAGCCAGGGCAAGGUGCAGAGCAGAUCAAGUUGGUGUGUGACCUUGUAGAGGAGUGCCUGGAGCCUGACUACGUGAGAAUGGUGUUGGGCCAGGUGCUGGCAGUCCCUCUGACCGAGAAGCUGCUGCCGGUGGUGCUGGCGGUGCUGGGCAGACAGGAGCCGCUGCCCUCCGAGCUCUUUGACCUCCUGGUGCUCACCCUGUGCCAGCAGGCUCCAGCCUUUGCCACAUCGCUGAGCUACGCCAAGCUGGUGAUGGCUGUGCUGACCACGUACAGCAGCCAGCUCAGCCCGUCCCACCGCAGCCGUCUGGCAGCAGCUCUGGAUGGCAGCAACGCAGCCCUGAGGAGAUCGGUGCAGGCGGUGCUGGGCAGGUGAGCAGUGAGGAGCAGUUGGAGGCUUCCAUGGAUGGAGGGGAGGAUGGCUGUGUGUGGCUCACCAGCAUGAUGGGGACACAAUGCGUGGCAAUAAAAGCCAGGGAGGGCUGUGGGUGUGUGGGAGCUGGGCUGUGGCUGCACAGCGCCCUCCCAGUGGGUGCUCAGAGCUGUGUAGAUAGAGAUUUCCUCAGAUAAAAACUUCCAACUUGC
Molecule: messenger RNA, 3177 nt
Organism: Lagopus muta (rock ptarmigan)
Lineage: Eukaryota; Metazoa; Chordata; Aves; Galliformes; Phasianidae
Gene: FANCE
Product: FA complementation group E
Exons: 14
Coding region: 1406-2968 (520 amino acids)
Biological process (GO): interstrand cross-link repair
Cellular component (GO): Fanconi anaemia nuclear complex
Source: RefSeq, a predicted model, not a curated record